Messenger RNA from Mycena citricolor, 606 nucleotides. NCBI's taxonomy places the organism in Eukaryota, Fungi, Basidiomycota, Agaricomycetes, Agaricales, Mycenaceae. The record is from the annotation of a GenBank genome assembly.
AUGGCUCGCGGAGAAGGAACCACGUCAACAAAGACCGAAAAGGGGAGCAUCGCUCCGAAGGCUCAAUCCUUGGAAAAGGAGGAAGCGCCUAAGGAAUCUGCUGAAAUCAAGGUUCCAGAAGCACCCAAACGCACCAGGGUGCCAGAUGCCGUCCAGAGGAAAUUGGCGGCCGAGAAACAGAAGGGCCCCCAGCCCGGCAGGUUGGCACAGGAAUUGCGCAGUUACCGGGCCGAAAGGAAGAGGCAUUUGAUGGACGUAUAUGUCCAGAUCACGGGUCUGGACUCAGGGAAAACCCGCGGAGUCAAGGCGCUGCUUGAUAGCGGCUGCAGUACCUGCUGCAUCGACACCGACUACGCGCAAGCAGAGAAGCUGGAUAUCCAAGAGCGUCCACAACCCAUUUUGGCUCGUAAUGCCAACAACACCGAGAACAUCAGCAGUCGGAUCACGCACUACGUCGACCUAAGGAUGAGAAUCGGUCCUCAUGUAGAGACACGCACGUUCCUUCUGACGUGCUUAGGGAAGGCCUGGAUCUUCAUCAGUCUUGACUGGCUGACGGAACACAAUCCCGAGGUGGAUUGGCAGGAGCAGACCAUGAGAUUCAGUUGA